AGAACUCCGCGCGCGCGGCGGUGAUGGAACGUUGCUAGUUCGCGGGUCCGGCAGCUGGGGCCCCCGGGGAUCGCUCUGCGCCGCGCGCUGGAGCGGGAGUCUGGGAGACAGGCAGGUCUUCAAAUUAAUGCACACAUUCAAAACCCCUGAAUCCGUGGACGCAAUGCACAGGAAGCACCUUCAGGAGAUUCCGGACCAAAGUAGCAACGUCAGCACCAGCUUCACGUGGGGAUGGGAUUCCAACAAGACUUCUGAACUGCUAUCAGGCAUGGGUGUCUCUGCCUUGGAGAAGGAGGAGGUGGACAGUGAGAACAUUCCACAUGAACUGCUCUCAAACCUCGGCCACCCCCAGAGCCCUCCAAGGAAACGGCUAAAAAGCAAGGGCAGCGACAAAGACUUUGUGAUCAUCCGUAGGCCUAAGCUCAAUCGAGAGAACUUUCCAGGUGUUUCCUGGGACUCGCUUCCUGAUGAGCUGCUCCUUGGAAUCUUUUCCUGCCUGUGCCUCCCUGAGCUGCUGAGAGUUUCUGGAGUCUGCAAGAGGUGGUACCGCCUCUCGCUCGAUGAGUCUCUCUGGCAGUCCCUCGACCUCGCCGGUAAAAAUCUGCAUCCCGAUGUGACUGUCCGCUUGCUUUCUCGAGGGGUGAUCGCCUUCCGCUGCCCCCGAUCGUUUAUGGAGCAACCAUUGGGUGAAAGUUUCAGCUCUUUCCGCGUACAGCACAUGGACCUGUCGAACUCAGUGAUAAAUGUGUCAAACCUCCAUGGGAUUCUGUCUGAGUGCUCCAAGCUGCAGAAUCUAAGCCUGGAAGGCCUGCAACUUUCGGAUCCCAUUGUCAACACUCUCGCACAGAAUGAAAACUUGCUGCGACUGAACCUUUGCGGGUGCUCUGGAUUUUCUGAAUCCGCCGUGGCCACGCUGCUAAGCAGCUGUUGUAGACUAGAUGAACUGAAUCUCUCCUGGUGCUUUGAGUUCACUGAAAAACAUGUGCAAGCAGCUGUGGCACAUUUAUCAGCGACCAUCAGCCAGCUCAACCUCAGUGGCUACCGAAAGAACCUCCAGAAAACAGAUCUUUGUACCAUAAUUAAACGGUGCCCCAACCUUGUCCGCCUCGACUUAAGUGACAGUAUCAUGCUAAAGAAUGACUGCUUUCCAGAAUUUUUUCAACUCAGCUACCUCCAACACCUCUCACUCAGCCGGUGCUAUGAUAUAAUACCUGAAACUCUACUUGAACUCGGAGAAAUUCCCACACUAAAAACACUGCAGGUCUUUGGAAUCGUGCCGGAUGGCACCCUUCAGCUGUUGAGAGAAGCCCUUCCUCAUCUGCAGAUUAAUUGUGCCUAUUUCACCACCAUUGCGAGGCCAACUAUGGACAACAAAAAGAACCCGGAGAUUUGGGGUAUCAAGUGCCGACUGACUCUGCAAAAGCCCAGUUGUGUAUGAAGUGCUUGCUGCAGGGCGGUGUCUCCUCCUCCUCUGGAAUGAGGAACACAGGCAGCAAAUCCACUUGCUGGAGACCUUGGUUAUCUUUCCCAUUGGUUUUACCUUAGCCUUCAUUAUGCGUGUAUGUUAGGGAGCCAUUUGCAAGGGAGAACUAUGAAGUGUUACUUUUUCACGAAUAUAGAGACAGUUCCGUCAGUGCUGUGCCCUCAGAGGCCAGUGUUAUUAUGUCUUUGGAAAUUUUAGGUGAACCUGUUAUUUCAAAAUAGCUUUUUAAAGCAAAAUUUGAGCCAACUCUUCCAAGUGCCCUUCAGAUUAAGUCUAUUUAGAAUCACAUUUUUAAAAUUAUCCCUGGCUAACAGUUUUCAUGGUGUUUGUCAUAACUUUUUAUCUAUUUAAUUAUUCAGUAUUUUAUAAAACUUGAUUUUGAAGAAUAAGCUAUUUGUGGUGAGCUAAAUGGAAAGACUCACGGGCUGGUAGCGUUUGAGGCAAUCUUCUGGGAAUUAACACAUUUCAGCUUUGGUGCAGGUGUGAAGUUAGUUUAAUAGAAACAUAGUCCUGCAUAUAGUGUACCUUGAACUCUAAAUGAGAAACAGAGACACAACCCGAAGGAUGGAAUUGGAUUUGAAGCCUCAUAGGGCUGUUUCCCAAAGUCAGGUGAAUAUGAAGUAGUCCUUAAUGGUUUUAGGUACUC
Molecule: messenger RNA, 2129 nt
Organism: Peromyscus eremicus (cactus mouse)
Lineage: Eukaryota; Metazoa; Chordata; Mammalia; Rodentia; Cricetidae
Gene: Skp2
Product: S-phase kinase associated protein 2
Exons: 10
Coding region: 128-1438 (436 amino acids)
Molecular function (GO): protein binding
Source: RefSeq, a predicted model, not a curated record